Messenger RNA from Penaeus monodon (black tiger shrimp), 3158 nucleotides. RefSeq names its product vegetative cell wall protein gp1-like. The record is from RefSeq and is a predicted model, not a curated record. The transcript is spliced from 8 exons. Lineage: Eukaryota; Metazoa; Arthropoda; Malacostraca; Decapoda; Penaeidae. Bases 400 to 2961 code for a protein of 853 amino acids.
CUCCCGGCUGGGCACGGAGAGCUGGCUGCACACACACGCACACAACUACACCGACCGACACUAAGUGCGGUCGUUACACCUCCAAACGGUCGUUGGUCGUCGUUCGUGUAGAAGGUGUUUUCCAGUGUUUUGAUGUGUCAUCUGUCAUACAUCUAGACCUUGUGAUCAGAAGGUGAUUACUGAUAAAUUGCAAUCGAUUUUGAAACCCCCGUUCACCUCGGGCUCCGAGACUUCGCUUCGGAUCGGGAGCCUAUAUCGGGAGUCUGUUUUUCGUUCGGAAAUCGGUUUUGACAGUUGUUAUUGAGGCUUUUAUUUGGCUUCUUGUUCUCCCAAGAAGCGUGUUUGAGCGAGUGACUUGUUCUGCGGUGUAUUCCAAACCCAGCCUGGAAAUCUGCAAUCAUGGAUCCUAUGUAUUAUCACUGGUGGAACACUCAUAAUCAACAUAACUCAGGUAACAACUGGUACAUGGAUCCCCACAAGACAGGAGGGGGCAUGAACCAGCAGCCACCACCAGCACACAACAUGCCUGGUCCACCACAGCAUCCAGCUCCACAGCAUCCCCAAACCAUGAAUCAACCCAUGCCUCCACGGCCCAUGCAGACAGGCUACCCCAUGCAGCCACGACCAGCACACACUGGCCCAGGCUCAAUGGCUCCCAAACCCGUCAACUCGGGACACAUGGGCCCUAAGCCUCAGAAUCCCACAGGAAAUAUGCCUCCCAAGCAGCCCAUGGUACCUGCCAAUGUUCAGCAGGUUCAGGCGAAACCUACUGGUCCUGUGCAUCCUUCUGUUCAGCACAAGCCAAACCCACUUGCCACAACAAGUGCUAACAUGCCACAAAUGCCCAAACCCUCUCCUGCUCCUGUGCCUACAGCUGCCACAGCUGCAGCUCCCAAGCCAACGCCACCAUUGAUGCAGCAACAGCAUGCACACCCACAACAACAGCAACAGCAGGCUCCAAAACCAACAAUACCCCCUCAGAACACAGUGGCCCCACCAAAGCCAUCAUUGCCCGCUGGAGUUGACUUGGUGCCCAUAACCAGUCAGCCGAAACCCUCCCAGCCAACUCAGGCCUCCACACCUGCCAGCCAGCCGAAACCUGUACAGCCAGUUUCUCCCACUAAAACUGUACCUGCAGCCGUACCUAUUCCUGCAACAGUUACUGCAACUGUUGCAAAGCCUGCUCAGCCCUCAGUACCUGCUGCAGCCUCACAACCUACAGCACCCACCCCUAAACCUGCAACACAAACGACUUCUACCCCCACAACUCAAGCUGUCCCACUCAGACCCAGUAAUCCCACGCCGUUACCCACACAGAAGCCAAGCCAGCCUCCUCUGCAGGCCAAGCCUACCACUCCAGCAACCCCAACAAAUGCUUCAGCACCUGUGACUUCCCAAGUAAAACCCACACCACCUUCAGCACCUGUGUCCAAACCACAGCCAGCAGAGGUAAACCAACAAAAACCCAAUGAGCUAUCAAAACCUGCUGUUGAAGCAUCAAAGACUCCAUCAACGCCAAGUGUGAAUGGUGUUCCAGUAUCAAAGUCGCUUGUAAAACCAGCAGCAACUCCAUCGCAACCACCAAAGCCAGCUGAAUCUGCACCUACAGAAACAAAAUCAGCCACACCAGCUACUAUUCCCCAAGCCCCAACUACAACUACAACUACGACUUCAGGUCCAGCUCCAGGUCCAACUCCCACAACAACAACUCCAGCUACCACUUCAGCUCUUCCUGCCACACCAGCUGCCUCUGUGGCUGCAACAACUACACCAACAUCAACAACCACGGCAACUGCCUCAUCUACACCAGCUGUUACAACCACAACCAAGCCAGCUGCAUCAACAGCUUCCAACACUCCAGCAGCCUCAGCUGCCACCACAACACCUGCCCAGGUCACACCUGCUGUGACCACACCAAAAGCACCUGCCCAAACAAACAAGCCAAAGGCUGAACCCUUGCCCACACAGCCCAAGAAGGAAACGGUGAAACAGACUCCAAGUGAAAAGCCUGUUGAACCAAAGACUGUCAACCAUGCUGCCCCUGCAGAAGAAGCUGCUGCCGAGACACCGAAGAAGAGAACACCAAGAAAACGAGAGGUUCCUGCUCCAGAAACGCCAGGGGAUGAGCGACGAAGUAAACGAUCUCGGAACCCUGCCAGCCUGUACCAGUCACCAGUUGUAGAUGUAGUAAAUAGAGUUAGAAAGUCAGAACAGACACCCAAAACCCCUCAGGAAAAACUCAUAAUAUUCUUCAGGAAUGAACAUGUAGCUGUGAGGAAUUCAGAGGGAACUUUCUACUUGUGCCAAGUUGCCCAGAAUGUCUUCAAGAACACGCGCAAGAUCAAGAUCCGAUGGCUAUCCCCAGAAGAUCCUGACAAUAAGAAUUGCCAAGUGUAUAAGCCAGAUUAUUAUGACAUCACAGACUUCGAUUGCAUCUUGACCACAGUAGACCUUGAACGUGUGGACCGCAGCACACUGAAGUUAAAACCAGAGGAACAGAGCCGCAUCAACAACAUUCUCCAGCGAGCAAUGGACUUGGAAAAGGGAGUCUUGGGAGAUAAGCCAAAUGUGGAUGAGGAUCACCCUGAUGGUUUGGAUCUCUCACUGUACACUGAUGAAUCUCAGUUGAAGAAGAGGAGGAAGAGGGCAGUGAGUAACAAGAAGAGGAAAGAAGAGUCUUCAUCCGGUGAGAGUGGAGUGGAGUCUGAGGAUGAUGACGAGAGUAAUAAGAGUGACAGAGAAGAAAGUCCCAAGAAGGUAGCACGGACGCCUGCGAGACGUAACCCAAGAGGUGGGGCAAAAACGCCAGCCAAAGGGAAGGCUGCCACUCCUGCAGCAUCAAAAACCAAGACCCCCAGAUCUGGUCGCACUGCCACCCCCAAGACUGCCUCAAAAGCUGCAGCCUCCAAGAGCACCCCUAAGGCGACCCCCAAGUCAGGUCGACGGGCUACUCGCAAGUAACACGAGGUGAAUUCAGAGACGUCGGAGGGAGAGGAAAAAGUGCGACAUGUGCGCAAGAAGAGCGCACUUAAUGACCUGACUACAUGCAUAAGGCUGAUGAUGUUAGAGAAAUAGCAACUCGUCCAAUUUUCGGAUUAAGGAAAUUCAUUAAAGUUGUAUUGUGCGAGCCUUUAUGCAUAUUACUUUCGAAGAAAAAA